AUAAACCGGAUGUUUCUCAACACGAUGAGGUCAUCAUUCGUCGCCCUCACGUGACUUCUUGUUUCCGUGAUGGCUGCUGUAGAUCUACCGUCUGAAUUUGACGUAGUCAUUCUUGGAACAGGUCUGGUGGAGUCGGUGGUGGCUGCAGCCUGUUCCAGAGUAGGACAGAGGGUUCUCCAUCUCGACAGGCGGAGUUACUAUGCCGGCAACUGGGCCAGUUUCACCUUUAAUGGACUCCAAGACUGGAUCAGGGAAAGUCAGGAGCAGCGUCCUCCUGAGGAGCUCCAGGAUUGGUCAUCACUUGUCAAAGAAGGGGAGAAGCUUAUGUAUCUGCCCCACUCUGACUCCGCCUCCAUCAGUAACAUCGAGAUUUAUUGUUUCGCCAGUGUUGAAGGUGAAGAAGGAAAGGAGGAAGACGCUGAAGUUGGUCCAAACAGCACAGGAACAGAGACCUCAGCAGUUUCAAUUCCAGAGUCAACAGAGGACGCAUCCGAUAAUCCACUUGAUGCUGCAGAUUCAAAACAGGACGGAGCAGAAGUGGAGCAGACACUAGCUGCAGGUGUGCAGCAGCAAUCAUCUGACGGACAGGAGCAGACAGCUCAGGUGGAGACGGCACAGGCCUCAGGCUCUUUAAGCCAAUCAGAGUCCACCAGGAAGAAGAUCACCUUCUCCUACCUGCUGAAACAUGGCCGCAGGUUUAACAUCGACCUGGUCUCCAAGCUGAUGUUUUCCCGCGGCUCAUUGGUCGAUUUGCUUAUCAAGUCAAACGUCAGUCGCUACGCAGAAUUUAAGAAUGUCAGCCGAGUCCUGACGUGCAGGGAGCGACGAGUCCAACAGGUUCCCUGCAGCAGAGCGGACGUCUUCGCCAGUCGUCAGUUGUCUGUGGUGGAAAAGAGGAAGUUGAUGCGUUUCCUAACAACAGUCAUGGAGGAGACGGAGGAGCAGGAGGCCUACAGGGGGCGUCCUUACCUGGACUUCCUCAGUGACCAGCAGUUGGGGGAAAACCUGCAGCACUUCCUGUUGCACUCCAUCGCCAUGGUGACGGAGAACACACCAACAGAGGUCGGUCUUGCAGCUACGCGUCACUUCCUUCGCUGCCUGGGUCGCUAUGGUAACACGCCCUUCCUGUUUCCUGUGUACGGCCUUGGAGAAAUUCCACAGUGUUUUUGUCGGAUGUCCGCAGUCUUCGGAGGAGUUUACUGUUUGAGACACUCAGUCCACUGUCUGCUGCUGGACAAGGACAACAGGUGUAAGGCAGUCAUUGACAGUCGGGGACAGCGAAUCAGCUGUGGCCACUUUGUGGUGGAGGAAGGUCAUUUGACUCUAGACAUAAAGAAGGUGGCCACGCCCCCCAGGAAGUUGUUUGUGUCUCCAGGUUGAUAAGUCACAGACGACUCUGUUCUGAGCAGUGACUCGGAGCAGCAGGUGUCAUUGGUCACUGUUCCUCCAAUCACAGCAGGAGCUCCAGCAGUGAAGAUGGUGGAGCUUUGUUCUUCUACCAUGACCUGUAUACCUGGAACCUACCUGGUCCACCUCACCUGUCAAUCAGUUGGCUCCGCCUACCAAGACCUGUCACCAGUGGUAACCAGAAUGUUCAAGACGCCACAAUCACACGACCAAGACGCCGGUCCCUCCGUCCUCUGGUGUCUCUACUUUAAUAUGGUGGAUGGUUCAGGGGUCCAGGUCCAAAGACAGGACCUGCCAUCAAACGUGUACAUGUGCUCAGGACCUGACGGAGCUCUUGGCCACGAGCACGCUAUUUCACAGGCUAAGGAGAUCUUCCAGAAGAUUCUUCCAGAAGAGGAAUUCUGUCCUCCAGCACCAAACCCUGAGGACAUCAUCUAUGAUGGAGAUUCUGCCUACUCGACAGGAGAGGAUGAGCAGGGGGAGGAGCUACAAGAGGGGGAGGAUCUAAAGAAGGAGGAGGCGGAUAAUGAGAAAACCAAAGAGGUGGACGGGCCAAAUGACAGGGAGGAGCAGAAGCAGAUGGUAGAGUCAUGUGAUCAAGGGGAGGAGCUUCAGUGACAAGAUAAAAGAGUUUGUCCAUAAAUGUCAGUGUUUUCAAGAUCAGAGUUAUUUUUCUUUUAAUCUUGUGCUGAUGUUUGGUCAUCUGGUCCUCUUGUCAUCUGGUCUUCUUGGUCAUCUGGUCCUCUUGGUUCUGUGGUCAUCUGGUCCUCUUGCUCCUCUGGUCAUCUGAUCCUCUUGUCAUCUGAUCCUCUUGUCAUCUGGUCCUCUUGGUCAUCUGAUCCUCUUGUCAUCUUGGUCCUCUUGUCAUCUGGUCCUCUUGUCAUCUGGUCCUCUGGUCCUCUUGUCAUCUUGGUCCUCUUGUCAUCUGGUCCUCUUGGUGAUCUAGUCCCCUUGGUCCUCUUGUAGAUCAGUGUGAGUCUAGAACAUUAGAGAAACUUUAGUUGCUGCUUCAAUGUGUUUUUAUUAUUCUGUGUAAAUUAUACUCAUUCCAAAAGAUCUAAAAGACAGAUCUGAAGGCAAUAAAGCCACCUGCUCCAA
Messenger RNA from Cynoglossus semilaevis (tongue sole), 2505 nucleotides. RefSeq names its product CHM Rab escort protein (gene chm). Gene Ontology annotation, cellular component: cytoplasm; cytosol; Rab-protein geranylgeranyltransferase complex. The record is from RefSeq and is a predicted model, not a curated record. Gene Ontology annotation, biological process: protein geranylgeranylation; intracellular protein transport; small GTPase-mediated signal transduction. The transcript is spliced from 19 exons. Gene Ontology annotation, molecular function: GDP-dissociation inhibitor activity. Lineage: Eukaryota; Metazoa; Chordata; Actinopteri; Pleuronectiformes; Cynoglossidae.